UCACGUAUUUUAUUUAAUGCGAACUAGUUCAAUUUAUCCGUUCAUUAACUGUGAAUGGUUGGCAGCGCGGCCAACAAUUCACUUUCAAACUCUGGCAACCCUAAUGUGGUGCAAGAUGUCAUUUGCAAGUAAAUUACUGCAGUGCAGCGCGCGGCUUUGGAAUGGCGUCACCCCCGCACGAGGCUUUCAUAUGCUAAUGCGUUCCACGGCCAUAGCCACAAGCACACCGGCUCACAGCACAAUUGUUCAACAAUUGGUGCCCACAACAAAUACAACAUCCUUUCUGGUGCCGUUCAAUUCACUCGUACAACAAGUGGCCGGAUUCAAGGUGAAGGGACGUCUUAAGCGCCGCUGUAAGGAUUGCUACAUUGUGGUGCGUCAGGAGCGCAGUUAUGUCAUCUGUCCAACGCACCCGCGCCACAAGCAAAUGGCAAUGAAGAAACGUGACUACAAAUCCUGGAUCUUGACCCAUGCCACACAAUCCAAGGAAAGGGGCUUUUAAUGAGCAUUUGUUCUCCAUAAAGAACUGUUACC
This is a messenger RNA of Drosophila novamexicana, 534 nucleotides long. It is a transcript of the gene mRpL36, whose product is annotated as 39S ribosomal protein L36, mitochondrial. The record is from RefSeq and is a predicted model, not a curated record. Gene Ontology annotation, cellular component: mitochondrial large ribosomal subunit; ribosome. NCBI's taxonomy places the organism in Eukaryota, Metazoa, Arthropoda, Insecta, Diptera, Drosophilidae. The coding region runs from base 17 to 502 and encodes 161 amino acids. The transcript has 2 exons. Gene Ontology annotation, biological process: ribosome biogenesis; translation. Gene Ontology annotation, molecular function: structural constituent of ribosome.